AUUCCAAAUUUAAACACAUUAAACUAAUAGUUUUAUGCGCAUGCUAAUUAAAAAUAUUUAAUAAUUAUAAAUAUAAUUAAAUAAUCAAAAAAGGAAGGAAGAAUGGGCCAAUAAAUCUAAAAAGCUAUUGCCUUUGUUAAAUAACCAUAGAAAAGAAGUGUGUGUAUCUUCGGGUUAGAUUAAGCAGGAAAAACAACAAUCCUUUAUUACAUGAAAGAUAAUAAAAUAGUAGCAACUACUUCAUAAGCAAGAUUUAAUUUUGAAGUCUUUUAAUAUUAAGAUAUUCAAUUUAAAGUGUGUGAUUUAUAAUAUAACUAAAAUAUGAGAUUGAUCUAUCAUCAUUAUUAUAGCAAUUGUGAUGCUAUUGUAUUUGUAAUUGAUUCAAGUGAUUCUUAAAGAUUUAAUCAAGCUAAGGAAAUUUUAGAAUUCUUAUAUUAAGAUCAAAUAUUGAAAAAUAUACCUUUAUUAGUGUUAGCCAAUAAGUAGGACAUAGCUGUUUUAAGCAUUUAAUAAAUUCAAGAAGAUCUUUAAUUAAACCAGAUUUAAAAUAUUUAAAAUUGGCACAUUUAAGGAUGCUCUUCAAUAACAGGUUAAGGCAUUAAAGAAGGAUUUAAUUGGUUAGUUAAUAUUUUUAAUUCAAACCCUAAAAAUAAAAAAAAAUGA
Tetrahymena thermophila SB210 is the source of this 663-nucleotide messenger RNA. RefSeq names its product ADP-ribosylation factor 1, putative. The record is from RefSeq and is a predicted model, not a curated record. Gene Ontology annotation, biological process: vesicle-mediated transport; intracellular protein transport. NCBI's taxonomy places the organism in Eukaryota, Ciliophora, Oligohymenophorea, Hymenostomatida, Tetrahymenidae. Gene Ontology annotation, molecular function: GTPase activity; GTP binding. The transcript has a single exon. Gene Ontology annotation, cellular component: cytoplasm.